Messenger RNA from Otolemur garnettii (small-eared galago), 6022 nucleotides. RefSeq names its product microtubule crosslinking factor 1 (gene MTCL1). Bases 85 to 4836 code for a protein of 1583 amino acids. The record is from RefSeq and is a predicted model, not a curated record. Lineage: Eukaryota; Metazoa; Chordata; Mammalia; Primates; Galagidae. Gene Ontology annotation, molecular function: microtubule binding. The transcript is spliced from 16 exons. Gene Ontology annotation, biological process: microtubule bundle formation; establishment or maintenance of epithelial cell apical/basal polarity; regulation of autophagy. Gene Ontology annotation, cellular component: midbody; lateral plasma membrane; spindle pole.
AGAGUCACUUAGUGCUGAGAUUUGUGUUGUGAAACAGAAUUUUAGGGACAUUUGCAGGAUGAGUUAGACGAACUCCGUGCUGAGAUGGAAGAAAUGAGAGACAGUUAUUUAGAGGAAGAUGUUUACCAGCUGCAGGAACUCCGGCGAGAACUGGACCGUGCUAAUAAAAACUGCCGAAUCCUGCAGUACCGUCUCCGGAAAGCAGAGCAGAAAAGCCUGAAAGUGGCCGAGACAGGGCAGGUGGACGGCGAGCUUAUCCGAAGCCUGGAGCAGGACCUGAAGGUGGCCAAAGAUGUGUCUGUCAGGUUGCACCAUGAACUUGAGACUGUAGAGGAGAAGCGCACUAAAGCUGAAGAUGAGAAUGAAACUCUCCGACAGCAGAUGAUUGAAGUGGAAAUAUCCAAACAGGCCCUCCAGAAUGAGCUGGAGAGACUGAAAGAGAGUUCCCUAAAAAGAAGAGGCAGUCGAGAAAUGUACAAAGAGAAGAAAACCUUUAAUCAGGAUGACAGUGCCGAUUUGAAGUGCCAACUUCAAUUUGCCAAAGAGGAAGCCUCCCUGAUGCGCAAGAAGAUGGCCAAGUUGGGACGGGAGAAGGACGCGCUGGAGCAGGAGCUCCAGAAGUACAAGUCCCUCUAUGGCGACGUGGACAGCCCCCUCCCCACAGGGGAAGCGGGAGGGCCCCCCAGCACCCGGGAGGCAGAACUGAAGCUGCGGCUGAAGCUGGUGGAGGAGGAAGCCAACAUCUUGGGCCGGAAGAUCGUGGAGCUGGAGGUGGAGAACCGCGGCCUCAAAGCGGAGAUGGAGGACGUGCGGGGCCAGCACGAGCAGCGAGAGGGCCUGGGCCGGGACCACCCACCGAGCCUCCCUACCUCACCCUUCGGGGACUCGGUGGAGUCCUCCGCGGAGCUCCGCCGCCACCUGCAGUUUGUGGAGGAGGAAGCGGAGCUGCUCCGCAGGUCCAUAUCUGAGAUUGAGGACCACAACCGGCAGCUGACACAUGAGCUGAGCAAGUUCAAGUUUGAGCCUCGCCAGGAGCCCGGGUGGCCCGCGGAGAGCACGGGCAAGGGCGCUGGGACAGGGACGCCCCUGCAGGAGGAGCUGAAAUCAGCCCGGCUGCAAAUCAGUGAGUUGAGUGGGAAGGUGCUGAAGCUGCAGCACGAGAACCGGGUGCUGCUGUCCAACGUCCAGCGCUGCGACCUGGCCAUGCACGUGGGGCCGCGCGCCACAAGCCCGCGGGACAGCGACGCGGAGAGCGACGCGGGCAAGAAGGAGAGCGACGGAGAGGAGGGCCGCCCGCCGCAGCCCCGGAGGGAGGGCCCUGUGGGCGGGGAGAGCGACUCCGAGGAUACCUUCGAGAAGACGUCGGGCUUCGGCAGCGGGAAACCGUCGGAGGCCAGCGAGCAGUGCCCGGCGGAGCUCCUGCGGGCCCGGGAGGACGCCGAGUGUCUGGCGGCCAUAAAGCACGAGGUGCAGCGGCUGGAGCGGACCGUGGAGCGGCUCCUCACAGACACUGAGGGCUUCCUCCGCGACGCGGGGGCUGCGCUGGAACCCGGCGUCCAGGGCGAGGGUGCCCGGCACGAGCCCCACCUGCUGGGGACCAUCAGCACCAAGAUGAAGGCCUUCAGGAAGGAGCUGCAGGCCUUCCUGGAGCAGGUGAACCGGCUGGGGGACGGGCUGUCCCCUGUGUCCCACCUCACGGAGUCCUCCAGCUUCCUCUCCACCGUGACCUCCGUGUCCCGGGACUCCCCCGUCGGGAACCUGGGGAAGGAGCUGGGUCCAGACCUGCAGUCCAGGCUGAGAGAGCAGCUGGAGUGGCAGCUUGGUCCAGCCCGGGGGGACGAGCGGGACAGUCUGCGUCUUCAAGCUGCAAGGGAGCUGCACCGUCGCGCUGAUGGGGACUCUGGGAGCCACGGGCUGGGAGGCCAGAGCUGCUUCACUCUGGAGCUCAGGGGCCCCCCUGUUUUACCUGAGCAGAGUGUAUCGAUAGAGGAGCUCCAGGGUCAGCUUGCACAGGCGGCCAGACUGCACCAGGAGGAGACAGAGACAUUUACAAACAAGAUCCGCAAGAUGGAGGAGGAGCACCUCUAUGCCCUGAGGUGGAAAGAGCUGGAGAUGCACAGCCUGGCGCUGCAGAGCACCCUGCAGGAGCGGACCUGGAGCGACGAGAAGAAUCUGAUGCAGCAGGAGCUCAGGUCGCUGAAGCAGAACAUCUUCCUCUUCUACGUCAAACUCAGGUGGCUGCUGAAACACUGGCGGCAGGGGAAACAGAUGGAGGAGGAAGGCGAGGACGCGACCGAGGGAGAGCACCCAGAGACCCUCUCCAGGACCAGUGAGCUUGGAGUGCAGGGGGGGCACCAGACAGAUGGCACAGACCGGGAUGACGGCGAUCGAGGCUGUGGCUUCCCAGGGGGGGAGCAUUCCCCACACUCUCCAGUGCACACUGGAGACCACAGCUCGCGGCUGCAGACGGUGGACGGCAGACAGCUCCACAGGCAGGUGUCGGAAAAUCAGCAGCUGUUCAGUGCCCUGAAGGCCUUGUUGGAGGACUUCCGCUCUGAGCUGCGAGAGGACGAACGUGCCCGGCUGCGACUGCAGCAGCAGUAUGCCAGCGACAGGGCGGCCUGGGAUGUGGAGUGGGCCAUGCUCAAGUGCCGCCUGGAACAGCUGGAAGAGAAGGCUGAGAACAACUUGGGAGACCUAGGCUCUCCGUCUGAGAGCAAAGGAGCCUUGAAGAAGGAGAGGGAGGUGCACCAGAAGCUCCUGGCGGACAGUCACAGCCUGGUCAUGGACCUGCGCUGGCAGAUGCAUCACAGCGAGAAGAACUGGAACCGGGAAAAGGUGGAACUUCUCGACCGCCUGGACAGAGAUCGGCAGGAAUGGGAGCGACAGAAGAAGGAGCUCUUGUGGAGGAUAGAGCAGUUGCAGAAAGAGAACAGUCCCCGGAGAAGUGGCAGUUUCCUCUCUGAUCAAAAGGAAGGCAGUGGUCGCCCCUGUCCCCACCAGGGCAGCCUCCGUAUGUCCCAUCCCAUGACAGCGUGGCCAUGUGCAGAGACCGACUCCAUCCCAUUUGAAGACCGGCCACUGUCUAAGCUGAAGGAGUCGGACAGGUGCUCGGCCAGUGAGAACCUCUACCUGGAUGCCUUGUCCCUGGAUGACGAGCCAGAGGAGCCACCACCCUGUAGGCCUGAGAGGGAAUUCAGGAAUUGCCUCCCCGAGGAAGAAGAAAGUCACAAGGGGAAUCUUCAAAGGGCAGUGUCUGUGUCCUCCAUGUCCGAGUUUCAGCGCCUGAUGGACGUCUCCCCUUUUCUGCCUGAGAAGGGCCUGCAGUCCACCAGUGGCAAGGAGGACAUCACCCCACCCCUGUCUCCAGAUGACCUCAAGUACAUCGAGGAGUUCAACAGCAAGAGCUGGGACUACACGCCCCCCAGGGGCCAUGGUGGGGCUGGGACAGAAAGGCCUAUGGACCUCUGGGCAGAGAGGACCGAGGUGGGGCGGGCAGGGCAUGAGGCCAGCGCAGAGCCUUUCCCUGACUCCUCCUGGUACUUGACCACAAGUGUCACCAUGACCACUGACACCAUGACCAGCCCAGAGCACUGCCAGAAGCAGCCGCUGAGAAGCCACGUCCUCACUGAGCAGUCCGGGGUGCGUGUGCUGCACAGCCCGCCUGUCGUGCGCAGGGUCGACAGCAUCGCCACGGUGGGCAACGAGGGCCCCUUCCCCACAAGCAGGGCCAGAGGGGGCCUGGGAGAUGCCAAGGGGGGCCCUCUGGAGCCCGUGAUUAGCAGGUGGUCCUGCACUCCCCCCAGACACCCACGAGAGUACACAGAGGGGGCGUGGCGCCCCCUCGACACACCCCUCUGCACCUCCCUGGGGUUUGCCUCCCCCUUGCACAGCCUGGAAAUAUCCAAGAACAUGAGUGAUGACAUGAAGGAAGUGGCCUUCUCUGUCAGAAAUGCCAUCUGCGCUGGUCCUGCCGAGCCGCAAGUCAAGGACAUGGCCUGCCAGACCAACGGGUCCCGGACGACAGGGACACAGACCGUCCAGACCAUCAGUGUGGGCCUGCAGACUGAAGCCCUACGCAGCAGCACUGUCACCAGCAGCCCCCACAAGUGUCUCACGCCAAAGGCCGGGGGUGGCACCACCCCCGUGUCAUCUCCUUCCCGCAGCCUUAGAAGCAGGCAGGUGGCCCCUGCCAUUGAAAAGGUGCAGGCCAAGUUUGAACGUACAUGCUGCUCCCCUAAGUAUGGUUCUCCCAAGCUACAGAGGAAGCCGCUCCCCAAAACUGACCAGCCAAAUAACAGGACUUCCCCAGGGAUGGCCCAGAGAGGGUACAGCGAGUCAGCCUGGGCACGCUCCACCACCACAAGGGAGAGCCCUGUGCACAACACCAUCAACGACGGCCUCUCCAGCCUCUUCAACAUCAUCGAUCACAGCCCCGUGGUGCAGGACCCCUUCCAGAAGGGGAUGCGGGCCUGCGGUCGGUCUCACUCAGCAGAACCCCGACCAGAGCUGGGCCCAGGCCAGGAAACAGGCACUAAUUCCCAAGGAAGGUCGCCCAGCCCCAGUGGGGUGGGCUCAGAGAUGUGCAGGGAGGAAGGGGGAGAGGGCACACCUGUGAGGCAGGACUUAUCCGCUCCACCCGGCUACACACUCGCUGAGAACGUGGCCCGGAUCCUCAACAAGAAGCUGUUGGAACAUGCCUUAAAGGAGGAGAGGCGGCAGGCUGCCCACGGCACCCCAAGUCUUAACAGUGACAGCCACUCGCUGGGGGACACGAUGGAGCCAGGGUCCAUGGAGAACCAAACUGUCUUACUAACUGCCCCCUGGGGACUCUAGCCCUGCCUGCCUCACGCUGAACUACCUUGUUCUGCGCUAGCUCCAUCCCUAGAACCCUGCUUCUCCAGGCCCGAAAGACCAGCAAACCGUCGCCUUCCGUCACGAUGGGCCCCACAUUCCCCCACUGCCUCACAGUUUCAUUUGCCCGGAGACCCAGUGUCCUUAGAGGAGCGUGGUGACCAGGAGCUGUCCGAGGAGAAGCCGAGCCUCGACGCGAGCUUGCAUGGAGUGUCACAGAGCAGCUCACUGUGACUGUGUAACUGCACCAUCGCCAAGAACCAAACUCUGCCCCAAAGGAGAGAUCCAGUUUUCUCAAGGUCAAAGAAUGUUUUUAAAAAACACACAGCUGCUGAAUGUUCAACCUGUGAAACUGAGAUGUUUCUAGAAUGAAACAGUAAAUGUGCCUGUAAUAACUUAAUUUUUUUCAUAGCUCAGAUAACUAUUUUUGUCUCCAUCUUUUUUACACACAGUAUAUUAAACAAAAGGUAAAUAAGGUAUAAAUAGAUUUAAAAAAUUAAAGUUUUAAAAAUGUACAUUUUAAGAGAUUCCAAAUACCCUUGCUCCGAUACCUGACUGCCUCUCUGUUCAAUUUGCACUGUUACAUUUUGAGUUGAUUUAUUUCCAUGUUGCAUUAGAGUGUUUUAAGUUAAUUUUAUUUUCUCAGUGUUACUAUUUUUUAAGAAUUUUUUAAAUGCUUCAGACUGUGUGAUUCGGUGAACUUUUUGUAGUGAAAAAGCCAUGAAGCUGGUAGACAAGACAGAUACUCCCUACACUGGAGAGGACGCAGGACGACACUGGUGACAAGGCACAGUCCUCAGAAGGGCUUGGGAAGUCACUGUAUAAACCAUGUAUUACUCUACUUGCACGCCUUCGGUGCAUGUACAUAACUGCUACUGUGUCCUCGCCGUCGCCUAAAUGUGACUCGGUCUGCUCCACUGUAACACGUUGUGAACUCCUUGUACUGUACCGUCAUUGUUGGUCGUCUUGCACUGAUGAUACAACAGCAACAACAUUUUUAAAUUAUUGUUAAAAGAUUAGCUGGCAAUGUACAGCGUUUACUCAAAAUUUUAUUGUUUAAGGAAAAACACUAUAAAAAGUCAUGAGGAUGCCAAAUUGAAACAAAGGCUGGUGCCUCUAAGUCUGUAUGAGACCACGGCAAAGUAGAAAUAAAGCCUUUCUGAGAUGG